UGCGCUCUCGCAAAUGCUGGAAGCUCGCUGUGAAGAUUAAUUUGCUCUAUUGCGGCAACAAAACCCUGCUCUCAAAUGAAACUUUAUACCAAUAAUCAUUAAAGAUGGCCGGAGUGUGCAGUACGGAUCAGAACCUGGUUUAUUUUCCAACAACAUGGACUGCGAGAGAAUUAUUCAGAUGAUCAAGACGAGGAUUUCUUUGGUUGUAUUUCUGUGUGCAUUCGACUUUUUAAAAUUCUGUGAGUGUUGAGAAUUGAACAGUACCGUACAGACUACAGUGGACUCAUGAAUGAGUAACAAUGGCAAUGCAAUGAUCACAGCUCAGACAGGCCAAGGCAUCAUUCUCCCAACGCAACGCGAUGCCUACAUUAUCAUACAUGUAUGUAAUGGCCUGAACAUCAUGCUAUUGCAAAGAUUCACGAAUUCAUCGAGGCGAGGUCAUGAUAAUCCUAUUUUUUUCAUUUCAUUAUCAUCAGGACUUUUAUGCCUAUUUGAAUUAAACAUUACUUCCAAAGCCUGGUAAACUAUUUUGCCAGAUACCAGUGAACGAACAACACUGACUGAGCUGAGCUCUCUUUUUCCCCAUUUUUUUCUAAGAGCUCUCAAGUUUGAGACCUAGUCUGCUAUUGCAAUGAUGGCCACUGUUGACUUUGAAUCUGAAGACUACAAGAAAUGGAGGGGCUUGUUUGUAAAUGCUCUUCGAAAGGUGCAGCAGCAGGUCCACUCCACUCUACAGGCCGAUGAGGACUCCCUGGAAUACAUCGAGAGCCUCAUCAUCUGCCUCCUCAACAUGCUGUGCAGCGUCCAGCCCCACAACGUCCACGACAUCGAGGACAGGGUCCAGAAGACCUUCCCUCGCCCCAUCGACCAGUGGGCCAUCAACGACGCCCGGCUGGCUCUGGAGAAAGGGCGCAAGAAGGCACCCCUUGUCCUCCCGGUGGAUAAGAUCCACCAGCUCUUGAAGGAGGUACUUGGCUAUCGCGUCGAUUCGCAAGUCUCUCUAUAUCUAGUAGCAGUGCUGGAGUACAUCGCAGCAGAUAUUCUCAAGUUGGCAGGCAACUAUGUGAAGAAUAUCUGUCAUGGCAACAUCAGUCUACAAGACAUCAAGGUUGCCAUGUGUGCUGACAAGGUAUUGAUGGAGAUGUUCUGCCAGGAUGACGAUGACGCAACUGCAAUGUCAUCUCUGAGUCUGGAAGAUGAACAGGACAGCAGGACGGGGACGCUAACUUACGAUGAGAUCGUCAAGGACCUGAUCAUGGAGGAGACUCAGUAUGUCCGAGAUCUCAACCUCAUCAUCAAAGUCUUCAGGAAGAUAUUCGUUGAUGCACCACAACACUUUACAGAAGAAGACGUGGACGCCAUCUUUGGUAACAUCCUAGACAUCUAUCAGUUGACGGUAUCCUUCCUGGGUCUACUGGAAGACGCCAUGGAGAUGCUGGAUGAUAGUAACUCAUUCCUUGGUAUUGGAGAGUGCUUUGAAGAGAUGGCUGAGGCUGAAGAAUUUGAGGUGUAUAGUCCCUAUGCUGCACGGAUCCUGAGUGACGACUGUAGGAAUACGAUACAGAGACUUGUAGCAAAGCCAGAAGUAGCUGAAUACCUUCAAGAGCACAACAUUCGUGAUGCCGUAUCUUACGUCUUACCUAAGCUUCUACUAGAACCUAUCUACCACUGUAUACACUACUUUGACUCCUUGAAGUUAUUAUUAAAGACCUCACCUAAUGAGGAGGAACAAGAAAAAUUCAAACAAGCGUCCCAUCUUCUGAAGAGCUUGCAAGCAGAGCUAGACAGAAUAUGUGCCGGUCACUUGCCAAAAAGGAAGACGGGGAGGGAGUCGUCCUUGAGGUUUCACCGCAGGUUAGCGUCGAGACAGGUCUGCAUCCAGCGUAUGAACGAGAUCCAGAAGAACAUUGAAGGAUGGGAGGGGAGGGACAUCAGUGAGCUGUGUAACGAGUUCAUCAUGGAAGGCAAUGUCGGCAAGGUUCACACGGGCAAGAAUAAGAAGCCAAACACAGAGAGGCACAUAUUCCUGUUUGAUAGUAUGAUAGUAUGCUGCAAGGUGAACACAAGGCGGUCAGUCUCGAGCUCGUCGCCGGAGUACCGCUUCAAGGAGCGGUACUACCUCAGGAAGAUCAAGGUCGUUGAUAAGCACGAUGGUGACGAUGUGAAGAAUUCAUUUGAGAUUGAGGUCAAAGACUCGCCGCAAACGAUAGUUUUCUUUGCCAAGAGUGCAGAAGAAAAAACAAGUUGGAUGGAGGCAUUAAUAACUCUGUUACACAGAAGCACUCUGGAAAGAAUGUUGGAUACCAUCCUACAACAAGAAGAGGCUAGCCAGCCACUUCGGCUUCCAUCUCCAGAGGAGUACUGCUUUGUAGAGGAAGACUCACCAGACAACAUUGUCUUUGAGGAAGGUCAGAAGUCAAUGGCAGGGGUGCCUCUCAUCAAGGGAGGAACACUCCUAAAACUGAUCGAAAGACUGACCUAUCACAAGUACGCUGACCCGUCCUUCGUCCGAACCUUCCUGACCACCUACAGGUCAUUCUGCAAACCGCAGGAACUUCUCUCGCUGCUCUUCAAGAGGUUUGAGAUCCCGGACCCUCCGCCCACAGAAGAAGACCAAGCAGCUAUUGACAGAGGAGUGAGUGUGGUGAGAGAAGAUCUGAAGAGAUUCAGGAAAGAAUAUGCACAACCUAUACAACUCAGAGUACUGAAUGUGUUUAGGCACUGGGUUGACCAGCACUUCUAUGACUUUGAGAGAGACGAGGAGUUACUGCAAAGCUUGGAGAAGUUCAUUGAUGAUUCAGUAAGAGGGAAAGGAAUGAGGAAAUGGGUGGAGUCUAUCAAGAAAAUCAUCAUUAGGAGAGUGAGGUCCGAUGCUGAAGAGCAGAGGCAUAUACUUACCUUUGAGAGAGACCCUCCUCCCAUAGAACAUCAUAUAUCCAAGGCUCCUCAAGAUUUUGACAUUUUGACGCUUCAUCCAAUAGAGAUCGCAAGACAGCUGACGUUACUCGAGUCAGACCUUUACCGAGCCGUGACUCCGUCUGAACUGGUUGGAAGUGUCUGGACCAAGAAAGAUAAACACCUUACAUCACCAAAUCUACUCAAGAUGAUCCACCAUUCAAAUAUGUUCAUCUUAUGGUUAGAGAAGUGCAUUGUGGAGACAUCCAACCUUGAGGAGAGGACAGCAAUAGUAUCCAGGGUCAUAGAGAUUAUGAUGGUGUUCCAAGAGUACAACAACUUCAAUGGUGUACUGGAAAUCGUCAGUGCGUUCAACUCAUCUGCCAUCCAUAGACUGGAGCAUACCUUUAGGGACUUGAAAAAGAAGCAAUUUUUAGAAGAAGCCAAAGAACUAGGCACAGAUCACUACAAGAAAUAUCAAGAGAAACUCCGCUCCAUCAACCCACCCUGUGUGCCUUUCUUGGGAAUGUACCUAAGCAACAUCCUGUUCAUAGAGCAGGGCAACCCAGACUUCCUUUCCAACUGUCCCGAUGGCUUGAUCAACUUCAGCAAGAGGAGAAGGGUAGCUGAGAUCACCGGGGAGAUCCAGCAGUACCAGCAUCAACCAUACUGUCUAAAUUCUGAACCCGACAUCAGGAAAUUCUUCGAAGACUUGAAUCCUCUCGGCGACAUGACGGAGAAGGAGUUCCAGGACUAUCUCUACGAAGCAUCCCUGGAGAUUGAACCAAGAAACUGCAAGCAGCUGCCAAAAUUUCCCAAAAAGUUUGAGUACUCCCUGAAGUCGCCUGGUAUUAAACCCACCAGCAACAGACACAUGUCAUUAGUUGGACCGUCAAGACAGGUUAGUGAGCUCCGGUCGCCCGGGUUUCAGAGGAUGCAGGAUGAGGAGGCUACCUCCCCCAAAGCUAGUGCCACGCCCCCCUCUCCUAGGACACCAACCCUCAUAACACCGUCAUCCAUCUUUGACCACAGUGUCUUCAGCGUUGUGGAUAUUCCAAACAACUCCAACACCUCAUCUACAGCACCAGAGGAACCACCGGAAGUACCCCCUCCUUUACCGCCCCGAAGCCGUCUUAGUUCCACUCCGAAUCCUCGCACUCAGGAUCGCAUGCAUGACCUACCACCAUCGCUUCCUCCCCGAUUCAACCACGCCCCUCCGUUACCACCCAGACAUAAUGCUCAAUCCUCACAGACAAUGAACGGUGGUACACCGACUAUACCCCCUAGGACUUACCGUAACACCCUUCAACGCAAGGUGUCGAAUCCGUUGCCGAACAAGUCUUCCAUCGGGCCAUCCACCACCACGACGGCGACGACCAGGCCGCCCCCUCUCCCGCCACCAGUCACGCAUGGCCAUGAUUCAGACAUCUGGUUGCCAAGGACUCCUCAAACGCCGAAGAGCCACGCCUUCUUACUAUCGCAUAACUCCCCCAUGUCGUCAUUUCCAAUGAACAACACUGACCACAGCCAUAUGGGUUUCACGAAGCCGUUGAUGCCCCCGCCGCGACCUCGCGGUCCCCGAUUGACCGAACCGGACAGGCCACCCAGGACUCCUUCCAAGGAAAAUCAGUUGACACCGGAAGAUCUGAAAUUCUUUGAAAGCUCUUAUUAAAAGCAUGGGAGUGUGUGUGUGUGCGUUUUUUGUAAGAAGCAACUCAUCAGACUUGUCGAGGAAAUGGUUUGACACAUGCGGUGGCAGAUUGUUGACCCAAAGGCAAGAACAGUACUCGGACUUCAGCAUUGGUGCCUCCGUCUCAAAGGCGGGGUCGUUCGUAACAAAGGCUAGAGAGGAGAAACUCUCCCGUGAAACCUGCUUGUAUUGUAAUUGAAUAUCACCUCUUGUCCAAUGACUAUGCAUUGAAAUGUGUGAAUCAUGUAC
This is a messenger RNA of Lytechinus variegatus (green sea urchin), 4834 nucleotides long. Its product is annotated as son of sevenless homolog 2-like. Gene Ontology annotation, cellular component: plasma membrane. Gene Ontology annotation, molecular function: guanyl-nucleotide exchange factor activity; protein heterodimerization activity. Bases 632 to 4567 code for a protein of 1311 amino acids. Lineage: Eukaryota; Metazoa; Echinodermata; Echinoidea; Temnopleuroida; Toxopneustidae. The record is from RefSeq and is a predicted model, not a curated record. Gene Ontology annotation, biological process: positive regulation of GTPase activity; Ras protein signal transduction. The transcript is spliced from 27 exons.